Sinocyclocheilus rhinocerous is the source of this 775-nucleotide messenger RNA. RefSeq names its product isoaspartyl peptidase/L-asparaginase-like. Bases 1 to 771 code for a protein of 256 amino acids. Gene Ontology annotation, molecular function: asparaginase activity. The transcript is spliced from 5 exons. Gene Ontology annotation, cellular component: cytoplasm. Lineage: Eukaryota; Metazoa; Chordata; Actinopteri; Cypriniformes; Cyprinidae. The record is from RefSeq and is a predicted model, not a curated record.
AUGAAGACUGUGAUUGUGGUGCAUGGUGGCGUGUGGGCCAUCCCGGACAUGUUAGCCGAAGCAUCUGUGGCUGGAGUCAAGAAUGCUGCGCAGGCAGGCAACGCUAUUCUUAGGAAUGGUGGGACUGCAACUGACGCUGUAGAAAAAGCUGUGAGGUAUUUGGAAGAUGACCCAACGUUUGAUGCAGAUCAUGUCAUGCUGACAGAUAGAGGAGCCAGCAUGUUUGCGGAGCACAUUGGUAUUCCAGUAGCUAAUGAUUUGGUGACUGAGCUGGAACGUAAAGACUGGGAACAAAGCAACAGCUAUCCUGACGGUGUCAAAAAGUUUUUCAACACACAGUGGAGCCAUGAUACCAUUGGAGCGGUGGCUCUGGACUCUUUGGGUAAUGUGGCUUGCGCUACAUCCACUGGAGAAAUCAGAAACAAAAUGGUGGGAAGAGUCAGAGAUUCUCCUAUUAUAGGAUCUGGUGGAUAUGCAGACAAUAGAAGUGGAGCGGUCUCCUGUACUGGUCACAGAGAGUCUAUUCUCAAAGUCACCUUAGCCAGAUUAAUCCUCUUUCAUAUGGAGCAAGGGAAAUCAGCCACAGCCGCCGCCUCACUUCAGUACAUGGGAGAGAGAGUGAAGGGAUGCGGAGGAGCUAUUGUUGUGUCCUCCACAGGGGACUGGGCCGCCAGCUUCACCACACCACGCAUGGCUUGGGCCUCCAUUAAAGAGGACGUCCUGCACUACGGGUUAAAUCCCAAAGAAGAUUUCACAGAGAGGCUGAAAUGAUAAC